Molecule: messenger RNA, 1614 nt
Organism: Spodoptera litura
Lineage: Eukaryota; Metazoa; Arthropoda; Insecta; Lepidoptera; Noctuidae
Source: RefSeq, a predicted model, not a curated record
ACAUCAUGUACUUAAUCAAAUGUGUGUGGUGGUCCGUCCGGUAGUCCGCGGGGAGCAGUUGAAUUAAAAAGUACAUAUUUGUACAUUGUGUAUUCACUAUUUAAUAAAGAAUAAUAAUAAACCAGUUCUACUUUCGUGGGAAGAAAUAUUGAAAGGAAGCCUACAUGGCUGACACGAGUACUGCAAGUUCGGAAGUUUUAUGUAUCGUGUCAAAAAGUAACAAUCUUUUUUAAAUAUGUACUCGUGGACCAAAACUCGUAUUUGUAACCAAAAUUUUCAAAGGCAGCUGGCCGCUGAAGAAGUAUGAAGGAGAUAACAGGCUGCUGCGCAACAAGUUGAAGUCGAGAAGCUGGCAUGGCGCUGGACACGUCUCGGCGCGAGGCGCUCGUGGUGGUGGGGCUGUGCCUGGCGUGGUACGCGGCCAGCUCGGCCAGCAACGUGGUGGGCAAGCUGGUGCUGACGGACUUCCCGUACCCCGUCACCGUCACCAUGGUGCAGCUGCUGAGCAUCGUACUGCUGAGCGCGCCCGCCUUCGCGCUCUGCGGCGUGCGACGCCAGACUGACUUCCCGCGCCGCUACUACUGGCGGACUCUCGUGCCGCUCGCUUUUGCCAAGUUCCUGACCACUAUUUGUUCCCAAGUUUCCAUUUGGAAAGUUCCCAUCUCCUAUGCGCAUACAGGUGAGUUAAUAUAUAGACUGGCUUUAAGAUAGUGAAAAAUUUUGACUAUGCGGAUUGUAGACUUGGUCCGACUUUGGCAUGUGCUAUUUAUUGGUUAAAUAAUACCCCACGCCAAAAUCUUACUCUUUGUUGAAAUUAUUGUAGUUACAUGAAAAGGAUCAAAUCCAAACCAAGCCACUUUAGAUAUGAAAGCUACAAAUCGAAAAAAAAAGAACCAAUGUUUGUAGUCUGGGCCCACCCGGCAAUAGCAACAUACCAUCGGAUGAGGCUUUUUAAAUGGAACAAUAGUUACUAAUAUACCUAUGUAUCUAUGCUAUGAUCAAAUAAUAUAAGUGCUUUCAGAUAUAAAACAUCCUAAAGUCAUCUCAGUCUAAAUUAUUCUGUAUGGAGAUUUUUAAGAUUUUCAUCUUGUGAUUAUAGAUGCUCUUUCUACUAUAUAUAGGAUAGUAGAGAAGCUCAUUGAUAAAUAAUAUCAUGCAUACAAAUUGAUCCUAAAGGUUUUGCAUGACAAGGUAAUUUUUUGGAUGGGUGGCAGUUUAAUAUCAAAUUGCCUUUCUAGUAUGUUUUAGUAGAAGUAGUAGGGAUGUAGUGUUGUAUUUUUUGUAUGGAAUUUGCCCAUUGUUGGUCAAUUAUCAAAAUUAUGGAUGUUGUUGCAUAAAGUAAUUCCUAGGAUUGCUCUCUGCUUUAAGUCUUUCUAGAAGGCACGAAGUCAGGGAUCAUGUCUCAGUACUAUGGACUGACAGGAGAGCUCUGUUAGCUCUUGUACUGAAUAAAUUACCCAGAGUCACCAACUAUUUUGGUGAUAGAACACUAAAAAAGAGAAUACCGUAUCUAUUAAACAGUCUGCCGGCAGACAUAAGGAGUGAAACAAAUUCAAAUAGGUUCAAACGAAAAUUAAAGUCAUAUUAUUUAGAAAUGUCCUAAUAAUAAGUAAG